GGAGGUGUCGGUUGAGUAAGAUCUCCUAAAGCCUGAUUGGUAACUAUGCUGCAAUCAACCCAUCAUCAGGAGCUUGCAAUGUUGCAGAAAUGUGUAGGAAGUCCAAGUAUAUUAGUUACUGGGAACUUAUAGCUCGAAUGAGCUAGAACAUUCCUUGAAUUUUUCCAAUGGAAUUUCAAGGGCCUCAAUGGAAAUGAGUUACUCUAGCUGACUUUUUUGGGUUAUAUGGUACCUGAAUGAACUUACUUAGCUUGCGUACGUUAGGUGUUUUGUGAAGCCGAGGAAAGUGGACAGUGUUGGUCCUUGUGUUGCCCAGUAAACUGAACCAGCCUCAACAGGUACACUUGGGGUUGUGUGAUACGUGGUCUUCAAGGUUCUGGUGAGGAGAGCUCCUGAUCCAAAAAUUUUGGCUGCAAUGGGAGACGAAGAUGACAUUCCAAUGUUAGUCGGUGAAGAUGAUGAAGACGAGACAAUCCCAGAACUGGUGAAGGUGGAGGAUAAACCUCGUGUUCCAUUAACUAUUCUCACUGGUUACCUGGGUGCAGGCAAGACCACACUCCUCAACUAUAUUCUUAAGGAGCAGCACAAUAAGAAAAUUGCAGUUAUUCUCAAUGAAUUUGGUGAAGGAAGUUCGAUGGAGAAGAGCCUGAGCAUCGGCCAUGAAGGCGAUCUCUUUGAAGAAUGGCUUGAAUUACGUAAUGGUUGUCUCUGCUGCUCAGUCAAAGAUAAAGGUGUUAAGGCCAUUGAGAACCUGAUGAGGAAGCGAGGCAAGUUUGACUACAUCCUCCUGGAGACUACUGGCUUGGCUGAUCCAGGACCAAUCGCUUCAAUCUUCUGGAUGGAUAGGCAGCUGGGAAGUGACCUUUAUCUGGAUGGAAUCAUCACAGUUCUGGAUGCAAAGUACGCAGAGAAGGUAGGUCGUUCUCGUGUCUUACUGGCUCCCACGAGCAGCACCUUCAUGCUGCUCAAAGACUCCCGGAACCUCAACGAGAAGAAGCCAGAAGGUGUUGUCAACGAGGCAGUCAAACAAGUAGCGCUGGCUGACCUGCUCAUCAUCAACAAAACGGACUUGGUGGACGAAACGCAGCUCAAGGCUGUCACAGACCUCGUCAGUACUAUCAACGGCUCGGCACACAUGGUCUACACACAGAGGUGCAGAAUUGACCUGAACAAGCUGCUAGAUCUGCAUGCCUAUGACAAGUUUGAUAAUGACUUGUUUGAGCGAUCCCUGUCAACAAGGUUUUUUGAUGGUGCAUCACAUCUAGACCAGCGUGUUCAGACUGUGACAGUUGAGGUUGAAGGAAGCAUGUCCCCAUCAAGCAUGGACUACUUUAUUGAUGUGCUCUUAUGGGAUCGUUCUCUUACUAACUCUGCAGGAGAACCUGUCAACAUAUACAGAAUGAAGGGUAUAGUGUCUAUGAUCGCAGAAAGUCAACGCUUCAUGCUUCAAGUGGUGCAACAGCUGUAUGAACUUGAACCAAUUGGUUAUUGGGAAAUAGAUUCACCCAGAACCUGCAAAUUUGUUCUUAUAGGAGAGAACUUGGAGCAAGAAAAGAUUGAUGACCUCCUGAGAACUUGUGUGACACUCUCAUCAGAGUUUUCUUGAAUAAACCCAAACCUGGGGAAAGAAAGUGUUCUGGAGCUUUUCCUGAGAUCUCUUGUGGUGACAUCAUCAGUGAUGCCUCGAAGAAUCGCAUCCCAAAAAUAGAGCCCUAAUUCAGCGUGGCUUCCUUACAUGUGUGUAGUUUGAGCAAAAUACAUCAGUGAUGAACUGAUGUUAAGUUUUGAAGUGUGUAUGCAGUAUUUUCCAUAGUUAUCUAAAAUUAAUGAUUCACAACAGUGAGUAAUGAGACACUUUAGUGAUGGUGUAUGUUUCAUGUAUAUAUAUAUAUAUAUACAGUGGACCCCCAGUUUAUGAUAUUAUUUCAUUCCAGAAGUAUGUUCAGGUGCCAUUACUGAACGAAUUUGUUCCCAUAAGGAAUAUUGUGAAUUAGAUUAGUCCAUUUCAGACCCCCAAACAUACACGUACAAAUGCACUUACAUAAAUACA
Molecule: messenger RNA, 2050 nt
Organism: Cherax quadricarinatus
Lineage: Eukaryota; Metazoa; Arthropoda; Malacostraca; Decapoda; Parastacidae
Product: zinc-regulated GTPase metalloprotein activator 1
Cellular component (GO): cytoplasm
Source: RefSeq, a predicted model, not a curated record